Molecule: messenger RNA, 3309 nt
Organism: Aureobasidium uvarum
Lineage: Eukaryota; Fungi; Ascomycota; Dothideomycetes; Dothideales; Saccotheciaceae
Source: the annotation of a GenBank genome assembly
GUCGCCGGCGCCUCCGCCAAAGGCACCACUACUGCCUCCAAACCACGCUCCUCUCGAACCGCUAGAGCGGCUGCCUCAUCACCAGUCAGCAACAUCCCCAACGACGGCCCAAUUACCAAGCUGCGCAGCCAUGUCGCGGCCGUCUUUGCGGAUGCCCAAAAGUCAAACACUGGCCACCGGAAACUGGUUAUCAACCUGCGCAAGAUCCAGGAGGCAUGUUGCUACGAGCCGCUGAGCUCAAAGAAGAAGCAGGCCGAGUACGACUUUGACGAGGAUGACUUCAACACCGAGGUCGUGCGCUGUGUCCUGCGUGUCCUGCCCAUCAAGAAGAGCGAGACUGUCGGCGAUCGAAUCGUCAAGUUCCUGGGCAUCUUUNUGCGGGUUGCCAGCGAAAAGGACAAUCAGCUUGUAGCCGAUCAGAAUGGUGCCCUGCCAGAGACACCUACUUCGCGUCUGACGAACGCCAUCCUAAACACUUUGUUGCAGCUACUUUCAACCAAAGACAAGAUUGUGCGAUUCAGAGCUACUCAGAUUAGCGCUCACAUCAUCAACACGCUCGAUACUCUCGAUGAUCAGAUGUUCCACCUGCUCCGCCUGGCCCUGCUCAAGCGUAUCCACGACAAAGAGUCUUCAGUCCGCAUGCACGCCAUAUACGGCUUGAGCCGUCUUGCCGCUGAACUUGACGAAGACCAACAAGACGAAGACAGCGACGAUGACGAUGCUAGUUCGGGUGUCUUGGAAAAGCUCCUCAACGUCCUCCAAAACGACCCAUCCGCCGAGGUCCGCCGUGCUCUUCUUCUCAACCUUCCCCUCACACCUACGACCCUCCCAUACCUACUCGAACGUGCAAGAGACUUGGAUGCCGCAACACGUCGCGCGUUAUACGCUCGUCUCCUACCCGCAUUGGGCGACUUCAGACAUCUCAGUCUGACACACAGAGAGAAGCUGCUCCGAUGGGGUCUUCGCGAUCGUGACGAGACGGUGCGCAAGGCCACUGCUCGCCUGUUCAGAGAGCGCUGGAUCGAGGACUGUGCUGCUCUACCUGCAGCCAGUGCCCCAGAAGAAGAGACGGAAGACGGCAAGAAGAAGCCAGGAGUCACAAAAGCUGCCGAUCCCAGUCUUGAAGCUCUUUUCGAACUGCUCGAGCGUAUCGAUGUCGCAAACUCUGGAAAUGCUGGAGGUGUAGCACUCGAAGCAAUGAGCGAGUUCUGGGACGGUCGUCCUGACUACAGAGAAUAUGUCACUUUUGACUCUGAGGCCUUCUGGGACGAGCUUUCACCAGAAAGUGUCUUUGUCGCUCGCACCUUCAACGACUAUUGCCGCGCCAAGGACGCCCAAGGAGACGGAAGAUUACUGGACAUGCUCGAGAUGAAGAUGCCCGAAGUCACAAAGUUUGGUUUUCUGCUCGAGAUUCAGAUCAACAAGUUGAUCGAGUGCGUGCGAGGAGCUGCUUCUGGCGGACCAGAUGGAGAUGGCGACGAAGAUAUGGAAGAAGAGAGUGUUCAACGCGAAUUCAUUGUCGAGCAAAUGCUUCACAUGGCCAUUAGCUUUGACUACAGCGACGAAGUUGGUCGCAGGAAGAUGUUUGGCCUCAUGCGCGAAGCUCUCACCAUGCCCGAGCUACCAGAAGAGUCCACCAGGUUAGCAGUAGAAACCCUGCGUCUAGUCUGUGGAGACGACAGAAGCGACAAAGGUGAGAGCGAUUUUUGCGGCAUCGUUCUUGAAGCCAUCGCUGAGGUCCAUGAUACUAUCAUGGGUGACGAAGGCGACAAGACAAAAAGCUCUACAGGAGAAGAGAGUUUCCAUUCCGCAAGGAGUGAAGUCAGCAGCGACAACUCGGCGAAAAGGGGUAAGAACUCUAGACGAUCAGAGAACGAUGACGAAGAAGAGGAAGACGACGACGAGGAGAAGGCUAUCCGUGAGAUCAUGGUCAACAUGAAGUGUCUGCAUAUUGCGCAAUGUAUGCUUCAAAACAUCCAAUGCGAGCUCGAGCAGACAGUCCAUUUGGUGACUAUGCUCAACAACCUCGUCAUUCCAGCCGUCAGAAGCCAGGAAGCGCCCAUAAGAGAGCGUGGUCUGGUCUGCCUGGGGCUCUGCUGUUUACUCGGAAAGGGCCAUGCAUCUUUACAAACCAUCGCGCUCCAGAUCAUCACAGAUAUCCUCACGACACACCCCUCGCUACUUGCUCCUGUCGCGUCGUCGGGUGAUGGUGACGAAACCUCUGCUACAGUGUCUGCUACCGAACCCUCGCCACUACUAAAACCUGUUCUCAAGACCUACUCCAAGUCAUUGAAGUCUGAAGAUGUGGAUGUCCAGUCGACUGGCGCAUCGGCUUUGUCGAAGCUCAUGCUUUCGCAACUGAUCACAGAUCCUGAUCUACUCAAGGGUCUGGUCAUCGCAUUUUUCGAUCCCGAGACGAACGGGAACGCAUCUCUCAGACAAGCACUGACAUAUUUCCUGCCUGUGUAUUGCCACUCGAGAGCAGCAAAUGCAGAGAGAAUGGCUACUAUCGCUACAGGCGUCAUUACUCGUCUUGCUGCUCUCAGAGAAGCGUUCAUCGAGGAUGAGGACGUCGAAGAAGGCGAGAUGGUAACGCUGAGUGUGGUCGGUGGUAUGCUCGUUGACUGGACAGAUCCUCGAAAGGUGAUUGGCAGCAGCGAGGAAGCAAAGACUGGCAAGCUCAGAGUCGAAGAGGGAGCAGCUCCUGAUAGCGACAUGAUUCACUUUGUGCUCGCAGAGCAGAUCCUCGAGAGGCUGGUGACAAGUCAAACAAGCANNGACGAACGCAAGGUCUUGUUCUCUAUGCUGAGCAAGCUCCACUUGACCGUCUCAUCUCCAGACCCUGGCCUGCUCCGCACGGUUCUCGAGCUGGUCGCAGAAGCGAUCGAGUCCAAGGUGGCAUCUGACGCAACCAGUCGCAACGCUCUUGCCAAGAUGCAGACGACGUUACUCAAGCUCAUGCACGACAUUGCGACAGCAGAAAGAGGUGGUGGCAGCGAGGAGACGGUGGUCGAGGAUGCCACUGUUGUACAGAGGACAGAUGUCGACGAGACGGCCCAGUCUGUGACGGGUGCAGAGGCAAGAGAAGAGGAGGAAGAGGCCACCGCGGUUGAAGCUGAAGAUGAUCCGGUCAAUGCACAAUUGAGACGAGAACUCGAGUCGACACGGAUUGAAGAUCCUGACGCUGAGGGUACGCGGAUGGACAUUGACGAAGAGAUGGAGGACUAUGACUUUAGUGGCAUGGCCGACGACAAGGAUGUUCAGGCAUUGAUGGACAGCAUGGUGGAUGACGAUGAUGACUUGAUUGAA